AUGUCCAAGCGCCCAGGAGGAUUCAAUGCGCUGCUGGCCAAAAAGGCAAAGACAGAUCAACGGACUGCCGCAGACGGCUCACACGGCCACAAUCCCAACAGAAAUCGGUACUUGGCAACUCCAGUCCAGCCUCAGAAUGCUCUAUCUAAAUUCUUGAUGCAAGCCAGAGCGGCUGCUCGGCGCUUUUUGCCCAAGGAAACCAAGUACCCCGUCACAACUCCCUUUUGUGAAGUCGAAGCUAGAUUGGGAGUUCUUAAACUUCCUUUUGGAGCUGCCGAUCGUAGAGUGACCAGUUCUGGACCAAAGCAACACAAUGGACACGUUGUCGAAACAUUCCAUGUGCAUCAACAACCAAACCCUGUCAUGGAGUCAGGGCUGAGCCGAACGCAUUUCCAAACAUGGACCCAAGGAGGCUUGAGUGAAAUGGGCCCCAUUCCGCUGGCCUUUGGAGUGGACGACCCUCACAAAAUCAAGCAAGAGCUGCACGAACAUGAAUACGUCGAAACUGUCUACACUGGAUAUUCCAAUGACCAACGUAUUUGCUACGAUGGAAUGCAUCCUCCACCAGCCGGUGCUCCUCAAAAGCACGGAAAGGCAGAAUACAAGGACAAACUCGCAAACAUGGAUCUCACCAUCCCAGCAGCGUCAUACGAUAUGAGAAUCAGUCUCGCUGCCGAAAAAGUCCUCGACAAUCGGGUACCUCCCACCCCGCCACCCGGAUGGACCAGCAAACGAAUCAAACGACGUCGCUCCUACACUCGACGAGGAGGUGCCUUUGCUUGGCAGAUUGAUGUUACCGAAGUCACAACGUCCUACAAUUCCAACAGGCAUCCAGAAAUCAGCUAUGAAAUCGAAAUGGAACUAGUGGCACCUGAUAUGCUCAAGCUUGUCAAUGAACCAGAUGAAGCAAGAGCCCAAAAGAGGGCUUCCUCAUAUGCUCAACAAGCAUGGUGGAUCUUGCAGAACAUCAACCCACUCGCGGACGUCAUUGAUGCAGAAGAAACUCUGCAAGAUCACCCCAAUAGACGCGCCGUACAGGUAGCUCUGGCGCAGGUUGGGUACCUGAGAAAGUACAUGCACGACGGGGGAAACCCAGCAAAAUACAACAGUCCAAUCGGAAAGGACCACGAACCGCCACGGCACUUUCAAAAGUUCACAGGUUGCAUGCCCGUCAACUUCUCUAGACACAACAUUGAGGAAGUGCAGCGGAGUCCAAGCAAUGGAUACUUUUUGAGCGAAAAGACUGACGGAGUACGGCACUUUAUGGUAUUUACGGGUGACACGGUUGUGCUUGUUGAUAGAGCAAUGAAAGGAAAACAACCCAUUCCUGUUGGAGACGGAAGGGGAGACCCCAUGGGUCACCUGGUUCCACUUAUCAAGCCGGGAACAAUCUUUGACGGAGAAGUCGUGAUGCACAGGGGAUAUGAGACUGGAAACGGAAAAAGCAAGCCCCGAGCUGUCUUUAUUGUGUUCGACGUGCUUGCCAAUUCCACAACGGAACCAGUCCUGCAACUCCCGUUCGAACAACGAUUCCACCAUUUGAAAAACGCAAGCUUUCGAACCCCAAACUGCCCGACAAACAUGUUUGAUGAUAAGUUUGUGUUCAAUCCAGCCAUCGCGCUUCCGCUUGUGCGAAAGAACUUUGUCAAGCGGACUGCGUUGGAUGACUUGUUGCAACACGUAAAGGAAGAAAAGGGGGUUAGGACAUACCGCAAUGGGAAACUCCACAACCACAUGACUGAUGGAAUCAUUUUCCAGCCCAAUCUCCCCUACGUUUGCGGCACAGAUAUGAAUCUGCUGAAAUGGAAGUACCUUGAUACAGUGACAAUCGAUGUAGAGAUCAUGCCGCCAAGACACAACGACGCCGAUGAUGUACUGCGAGUUGCUUGUUUGGGAGACGAGGGGUCUAUGGUGGAUAUGACACGUCACGUCAAGUUGCCACAUAGUGAGCUUCGUCGUUUGGAGGCCGACCGUCACGAAUCAGGUGGUCGAAUUGCAGAGAUUGGCUUCCAUCCCGAGACCGGAGAAUGGUACUACCUUACCAUGCGCCCCGACAAGAUUGCCCCGAACCAUAUCAGUACGGUUUUGGGCACGGUACUGGAGUUGGCGGAAAGCUUGGGCACGGACGAAUUGCGUUUCAGGAUGAGUGUACCAUCUGGGCAACGCGACACUUACCGCAAAGAUAUUCGCAAAAUGACGAAGCAGCUGUUGGAUUUCCAGAGAAAGGCAGCAAAGGGCGGACGAUAA
Messenger RNA from Seminavis robusta, 2247 nucleotides. Lineage: Eukaryota; Bacillariophyta; Bacillariophyceae; Naviculales; Naviculaceae. The record is from the annotation of a GenBank genome assembly.